This is a messenger RNA of Pyricularia pennisetigena, 579 nucleotides long. RefSeq lists its product as uncharacterized. The record is from RefSeq and is a predicted model, not a curated record. NCBI's taxonomy places the organism in Eukaryota, Fungi, Ascomycota, Sordariomycetes, Magnaporthales, Pyriculariaceae. The transcript has a single exon. Bases 1 to 579 code for a protein of 192 amino acids.
AUGCAGUUCACCGUCGCAGCCGUCGUCUCUUUCCUGGCUGCCACUGCCGCCGCCCUCCCUGCCUCCACCAACUCCACCAACUCCAGCUCCAUCCCAGACGGCACCACGUUCAACCUCCUCUCGCUUCGCUCUGCCUCCCCUGUGCACUUUUCCUACUUCCAGGCCGCUCAGCGCGGCCUGCGCGUCAAGCUUUCCGAGCAGGGCGCCAACUGCACCGGCGGUGACGAGGUCUCCAACACCCGGGCCACCUUCUACAUCAAGGACCAGGGCCUGUACCUGUACGGCCCCGAGGGCGGCGAGACCCAGCAGCUCUUCACCGAUCUGUCGGGCAUGGGCCAGGGCGUGAUCCAGUACACCACGGGCAACCAGGGCCUGCCGCGCUACGCCCAGCGCGGUCCCUUCACCAUCGACGCCGACGGCAACCUCCGCGUCGCCGGCUACGGCUUCGUCGCCUGCCCCAGCUUCGGCGAGUCUUACAGCAUCCGCGCCGGCGACGGCGGUAGCGCCGACUGCCUCGGCAUCUCGGCUCGCGUCGUCCCCAUCGCCAACCCUGGUGCUUGCGUCUACACCCAGGAGUAA